Molecule: messenger RNA, 1406 nt
Organism: Mangifera indica (mango)
Lineage: Eukaryota; Viridiplantae; Streptophyta; Magnoliopsida; Sapindales; Anacardiaceae
Product: CTD small phosphatase-like protein 2
Exons: 4
Coding region: 147-1091 (314 amino acids)
Molecular function (GO): phosphoprotein phosphatase activity
Source: RefSeq, a predicted model, not a curated record
GCUUGCUUUUGUCCUAUUCAUUCAGAAAAAUUCAAACUUUCAGUCUCUUCUCCAACUAUUUGACUUCACUCUUCUUCCCUCUGGUGCAACUCAACUCGUCGCGGUUACAGACAGAUUUCAAUUAGUUUGAUGGAAAGUUGCCAAAAAUGAAUAGCCUCAAUGAAAUUUUUGGAACGAGUGAAUCUGAUGAAUUUAGCAACUUAUCAGCAGAAGAGAUUGGAAAAUCUGCAGAGGAUUUAAUUCCUAGGCAUGAAGAAAUCAAUUUUGGGACAGUAUUUGAUCUUGAUAUGAGGUGGCCUUGCGUUGAGAUAAUAAAUGGGGGACAAGGAACUGCUCAAGAUUUUGCAUUGCUUGAUGAAGCUCUAUUCAACCCCUAUGACGCACUGUUUUCUUAUUCAUUACAGCAAACUAAUCAGUGGGAUCUUGGUGUUAAUAUAAAUAGCUUCCCUGGGAUUUCUGAUGAAGAAGACUAUAACCCAUAUCUAUAUAUGAUGAGCUGGCAAAGUCUUCCUGAGAUUGUUUCACCUUCCUGCUCGCAAUCACUAUUGAGGGGAACAGAGAGACUUCCGAUUACCCUUGUUCUAGAUUUGGAUGAAACCUUAGUCCAUUCCUCCUUCGAUAAGUGUGAGGAUGCGGAUUUCAGUUUCCCUAUUUGUUCCAAAAUGGAAGUGCAAACCGUAUUUGUUCGCCAGAGACCAUAUCUGCGAUUAUUCUUGGAAGCAGUUGCAAGCAUGUUUGACAUUGUCAUAUUUACGGCAGGCCAAAGUAUUUAUGCAGAACAGUUGCUUGAUAUACUAGAUCCAAACCAAACUCUCAUUGGUCAGCGUGUUUACCGAGACUCUUGUGUGUUUGCUGAUGGUGGAUACUUGAAAGAUCUAACAAUACUGGGUCGUGAUCUCGCAAGGAUUGCAAUUGUUGAUAAUACACCUCAGGUAUUUCAGUUACAAGUUGACAAUGGGAUACCCAUUGAAAGCUGGUUUGGUGACCCAUCAGAUAGUGCAUUGCUGUCGCUGCUUCUCUUCUUAGAAACACUUGUUGGUGCUGAUGAUGUUCGUCCAAUCAUCAAAAAGAAAUUCGGUUCCAGGGAAUGACAGGUCGAACUAUUCACUAGGCUUGUUCACUAUUAAAACUACCAAUUUCUGAAUUGGGGGGGAUACACAAAAUCAGUAUGCAUUCUAUCAGAUUCGACGCAUGCAGUCUCCAGCUGCACUUGCAACUUCUUGAGGAGGCUUGGAAUUUUUGUUAUGAUUGUGGUCUGAGUGCUUGACAACAGACAGAAUAACAGAAUUUAGGCUAGUCUGUAGUGCUCUCGCUUGUUAGAUCCUUUAUACGGGCUUCAAUGUAACUGAUCAACCAGCAUGUGGAAUGUGAUGAUAAUUGGUAAAAUUCUGCGUCAUUCCACAAUA